AUGGCUUCGCGACCUACCGUCUCUAUCAUCGGCAAAGAUGGUGCUCCCACUGGAGCUACCCACGCCAUUCCCGCCGUCUUCACCAGCCCGAUCCGACCGGACAUUGUCCAGCAGGUUCACACCGGUAUCGCUAAGAACAAGCGACAGCCUUAUGCUGUGAGCGAGAAGGCUGGUCACCAGACCUCUGCCGAGUCUUGGGGAACUGGUCGUGCCGUCGCCCGUAUUCCUCGUGUCUCUGGUGGUGGUACUCACCGUGCUGGUCAGGCUGCUUUCGGUAACAUGUGCCGAUCCGGUCGCAUGUUCGCCCCUACCAAGAUCUGGCGCAAGUGGCACAUCAAGGUCAACCAGGGCCAGAAGCGAUACGCCGUCGUCUCUGCUCUGGCUGCCUCCGCUGCCGUUCCCCUGCUCCAGGCCCGUGGCCACCAGGUCAACUCCGUCCCUGAGGUUCCCCUCGUUGUCGACUCAGCCAUCUUCGAGGCUGCCGCCAUUGCCAAGACCUCCGCUGCUCUUGGUCUCCUGAAGGCCGUUGGUGCCGGUGAGGAUAUUGAGAAGGUCAAGGGCUCCAAGAAGCUCCGUGCCGGUAAGGGUAAGCUCCGUGGCCGCCGUCACCGCCAGCGACGUGGCCCUCUUGUCAUCUACGACCCCGAGGUCGAUGGCAAGGAGCUCGUUACCGCUUUCCGCAACAUCACCGGUGUCGAGACCUCCCCCGUCACCGCUCUCAACCUCCUCCAGCUCGCCCCUGGUGGUCACCUCGGUCGCUUCAUCGUCUGGACCUCCGCUGCCUUCAAGGCCCUCGACCAGAUCUACGGCUCCACCACUGAGGCCUCUGCCCACAAGCGUGACUUCCUCCUCCCCUCCAACGUUGUCUCUCAGGCCGAUCUCACCCGUCUGAUCAACAGCUCUGAAAUCCAGAGCUCCCUCAACGCCCCCAAGGGUGAGGCUGUCACUCGCCGAUCUGCUGUCCAGAAGAAGAACCCUCUUAAGAACAAGCAGGUCAUGCUCCGCCUGAACCCCUACGCGACUGUGUUCGCUCAGGAGGCUCAGAAGAAGCAGGAAUAA
Messenger RNA from Fusarium sp. VM40, 1059 nucleotides. Lineage: Eukaryota; Fungi; Ascomycota; Sordariomycetes; Hypocreales; Nectriaceae. The record is from the annotation of a GenBank genome assembly.